This is a messenger RNA of Aspergillus affinis, 951 nucleotides long. Its product is annotated as putative 26S proteasome-associated ubiquitin C-terminal hydrolase. The record is from RefSeq and is a predicted model, not a curated record. Gene Ontology annotation, biological process: protein deubiquitination; ubiquitin-dependent protein catabolic process. Gene Ontology annotation, molecular function: cysteine-type deubiquitinase activity. NCBI's taxonomy places the organism in Eukaryota, Fungi, Ascomycota, Eurotiomycetes, Eurotiales, Aspergillaceae. Gene Ontology annotation, cellular component: cytoplasm. The transcript is spliced from 3 exons. The coding region runs from base 1 to 951 and encodes 316 amino acids.
AUGACUGAAGCAGGUGGCUGGAGCACGAUUGAAUCAGACGAGGGUGUCUUCACCUCGCUGAUCGAGAACCUCGGUGUCAAAGAUGUUCAAUUCGAGGAACUGAUCUCGUUAGAUGCGGAUACGAUUCGUUCGUUAAGCCCCGUCUACGGCGUCAUCUUCCUCUUCAAAUGGCUCCGCUCCCACCAACCCGAAUCAACCGCCGCCCCAGCAGACGGCACCUACGACCCCUCAGCACCCGACUCGCUCUUCUUCGCCGCGCAAACAAUCCAAAACGCCUGCGGCACGCAAGCCAUCCUCUCCAUAAUCCUAAACCAAGAUACCCCCUCCUCCUCCCCCGAAAACUCCAUCCCGCCCAUCGAUAUCGGCCCCGAACUCCGCUCCUUCAAAGACUUCACGACCGGCUUCCCCCCCGAACUCCGCGGCGAGGCGCUCUCGAACUCGGAAACCGUUCGAACGGCCCACAACGCAUUCUCCAAGGCGAGUCCGUUCGUCGACGAAGUCGCUCGAGGACCGAAUGACGGCGAAGGCGACGUCUACCAUUUCAUCGCGUAUACGCCCGUCAACGGAAAACUGUACGAGUUGGACGGUUUGCAACCGUACCCGAUCAACCACGGAGAGUGUCCUGCGGGCCAGUUUCCCGACAAGGUGAUUGAGGUGCUGCAGCGGCGGAUCGCGCGGUAUCCGGAGGGCGAGACGAGGUUUAAUUUGAUGGCCGUGACGCGGGAUUUGCGGAUCCGGGCGCGCGAGUUCGGGGAUCAGGAGAUGUUGGAGAGGGAGGAGAGGAAGAGACGGGAUUGGGCGUGGGAAAAUACGUUGAGGAGGUCGAACUUUGUGGGAUUCAUUGGGGAGAUCAUGAAGGGGGUUACGGGGAUGAAGGAGAGGGAGGGGAAGUUUGAUGAGUGGGUGGGUGAGGCGCAGGUGGAGACGCAGAGGAAGUUGAUGAGGGGGUGA